Molecule: messenger RNA, 492 nt
Organism: Paramecium sonneborni
Lineage: Eukaryota; Ciliophora; Oligohymenophorea; Peniculida; Parameciidae
Source: the annotation of a GenBank genome assembly
AUGUUUAAAUUAAUCAAAAAAACUCAUUAAGUCUUUGCACUUGUAUUUAAGUAUCAAACUUAAAUUUUAUUUUUCUCUGAACUAAUAUUUUCUUAAGAAGUAUAAUAUAAGGGGAAAAUCUUUUUGAAAAUGUUAAAGAAAAUAAGAAAAGAGUAAUCUAAGGUUAUCUAAAUUAAUGAAGCUGUGGUUUAAUAAACAGUUGGAAUUGCUGGGAUUCUUUUUUUAAUAUGUAAUUAUAUUGUGUUUUUUAAUUUUUUAGACUUAACUAUCUUACACUAGAUUUAUGCAAUAUAGAUUUAUGUUAGUUCCUUUAAGCCUAUACCAAAAUUUCUUUAUAAUCAGUUUUAGAUUUAUUAAAGAUUGAUGAAAUUGUUGUUAAACUCAAUGGCGGAACACUUCUAUUCAUAGGUAAAAAAUCGUAACAAUUCAAAUAAAUAGAUGUUUCAUUUAUAACUAUAUAUUCAAAACCUUUAGGAUUAAAUUAAGAUAUGA